Cantharellus anzutake is the source of this 885-nucleotide messenger RNA. RefSeq lists its product as uncharacterized. NCBI's taxonomy places the organism in Eukaryota, Fungi, Basidiomycota, Agaricomycetes, Cantharellales, Hydnaceae. The transcript is spliced from 2 exons. The record is from RefSeq and is a predicted model, not a curated record. Bases 1 to 885 code for a protein of 294 amino acids.
AUGUCAGUCAAGGACGUAAUCAUCCUUGACCUUCCUGCAGACUUUGAGUCAAUGACUCAGUGGAAUGGCCAGGCAAGCCAUGAUGGGAGUGGAGGCCGUGUUAUAAUAUACGCACCUGACGAAAUACGAAUCGAAAAUAACUUUGACCUCUAUGGUGACCAAGCCAACAAGAAGAAGAUGUCAAAGAACACCCUUGCAGCACAAGUGGCUUACCGAGAUAAAUGUGCACCGGGAUUUGUGGAGUAUUUCAACCCAGAGCAAUGUUGUGAGGCUCCUGGAUGCACACCUGGGCCACCAAAUGAUUAUCAAUCAGCAACGGAUCACUAUAUGGAAAAACUUACACGACCGAGGAACGCUAAUCUUGUUUCACUGCCCCAUGAUGACCAGAACCUGGAGAAGUAUAGUCCAGGGAUGAUAAAGGUUUCCCUGAAGCUCCUAUGGAACUGGCGAGAGAAUAUCUGGUCAAUGCGUAAAGAAAUGGGGGUUCGGGAAAUGACAAACCUUGAUGGCCCCUCAGUUGUUACACCGGAUCAAUCCCUGGAACAAUUGGCAUCGGGAAUGCACCAAGGAUAUUGCAGGGAAAGAUGCGAGGCGCUUGUCGAGGCUUGGGGCUGGGAAUUUGGAUUGGACGCUCCGGAGACAGAAUUGCUGAUUGAGGUGAUCGAGGAUUCCAAUAAGAGAUGGGAGAGAGAACUGGAAAUAAGGGAGAAGGGGAAGGGAUCUCGUAAGCGUAAAGCACUGAACAGGAUGGUAGAUGACGAUAAUGGUGCACUGGGCGAAGGAGAGACAUCAUCAGCGACUAUACUUGUGAGGCCCCGACAAGUGGGGAAAAGGUCAAUCAAACUCACCAUAAAGGCUGCAAAUGCCGAUCAGGAUGUUGAAUAG